This is a messenger RNA of Xiphophorus couchianus (Monterrey platyfish), 6086 nucleotides long. It is a transcript of the gene rb1cc1, whose product is annotated as RB1-inducible coiled-coil 1. Gene Ontology annotation, biological process: reticulophagy; glycophagy; piecemeal microautophagy of the nucleus. Gene Ontology annotation, cellular component: phagophore assembly site membrane; Atg1/ULK1 kinase complex. The transcript has 23 exons. Lineage: Eukaryota; Metazoa; Chordata; Actinopteri; Cyprinodontiformes; Poeciliidae. Bases 397 to 5247 code for a protein of 1616 amino acids. The record is from RefSeq and is a predicted model, not a curated record. Gene Ontology annotation, molecular function: molecular adaptor activity; protein kinase binding.
CGAAUCAUUCACGGACCGCACAUCACCAGAUGACAACAACAAAACAAGCCUACUGAGAAAGGGUGUUAGCGUAGUUAGCUAAUUCAGAUAAACAGCGACCGGUGGAGUUUAAUCCAUUAGAAAGCUACAAGAAUAUGCGUAAUCUGUAUAGCUAACUAUGUUUGUCAGUCGGUGUCUUGGUUAGUCAAGCUGACAUUACCUAAGUGGCUCACCAAGCUACCACUAAGUAUGCUCAGUUUAUACGGGUUAGCCAGCUAGCUCUGGUGCUAGCUAUUUCGCUAGCCACCUCGCCUUGGCGAAGACCAACAGAGAGGAAGAGAUGCGAGCAAAGUGAAGGCGGUGGUGCAUGACUAAUGAACGAGAAAGGCGAGGUUGAAGAACCCUGGGAGAUUCACCAUGAAGCUGUAUGUGUUCCAGGUCAACAAUGGAAGCACAUUGACUUUUGACACUGACCUUGCUGUCCAAACUGUAUUAGAGCUUAAACAUGCCAUCCAAGCCAAAUACAAAAUCGCAGUCCAGCAUCAGGUCCUCGUUGUCAAUGGGGGGGAAUGUAUGGCUGCAGACAGACGGGUCUGCAGUUACAGUGCUGGCACUGAAACCAACCCCAUAUUUCUGUUCAACAAAGAGAUGAUCUUAUCCGACCGGGAUCCAACCAUCCCAAAAACCACCUUUUCCAUUGAGAGUGAGAUUCAGGUUAAGGUGGAAGAGUCGCUACUGAUGCCAGCUGUCUUUCACACCGUUGCCUCACGAACACAACUUGCUCUGGAAAUGUUCGAAGUUGCCAAAAAACUUUGCUCGUUCUGUGAACGUUUGGUUCACGAUGAGCAUCUCCAACAUCAAGGCUGGGCAGCUAUCAUGGCUAAUCUGGAGGACUGCACUUUGUCUUAUCAGAAGUUACUCAUGAAGUUCAACACCGCAUACACAAAUUAUCAACAGGACUUGGAAGAAAUUAAAAUCAAACUUUCAAAGUUAGGGACUUCAGUUUCUGUGAUGGCCAGAAUUCCUCUGCUCGAAUGUUUGACAAGACACAGUUACAGAGAGAGCAUCGAGAAGUCCAGUUCAACCCCGGAGAAGGAUUCAGAUGAGACAGAAGAAGAAAAAUCCACCGACUCUGUGCUCUGCGCUACUCAAACCCAGGUGGCCUCUAAAUCGUCAGCGUCCUUAUCUGCUUCAGGGACAGCCACAUGUGAGCCAGAGGGAGAUCAGGAGACAAGCGAAAUGACUGAGAGUGAUGGUUUGAGAGCUGCACUUUUAGAUGAUGACACUCCAGAACUCUCCUGCCAGUCUUCUUUUAAUGUAACACUAUUGGACUGGAUUAACGUGCAAGACAGGCCUAACGAUGUGGAAUCGGUUGUCAGGAAAUGCUUUGACUCCAUCAACAGGCUUGACCCUCGGAUCAUCCAGCCUUUCCUGGCAGAUUGUCGUGACACAAUUGCAAAGCUAGAUAAUCAGAACAUGAAAUCCAUCAAAGGGCUUGAAGACAGGCUGUACGCUCUAGACCAAAUGAUUGCAAGCUGUAAGAAGCUGGUGAAUGAGCAGAAAGAACUUGCUCAGGGGUUUUUGGCCAAUCAGAAACGAGCUGAAAACCUAAAGGAUACAUCCGUCUUGCCUGAUCUGUGUCUGAGUCACACCAACCAGCUGAUGAUCAUGCUGAACAACCACAGGAAGCUGCUAGACAUCAAAAAGAAGUGCACCACUGCCAAACAAGAGCUAGCAAACAACCUUCAAGUCAGACUCAAAUGGUGCUGCUACGUGAUGCUUCACGCAGAUCAGGAUGGGGAGAAGCUUCAGGCUCUUCUUCGGCUCCUGACAGAGCUAAUAGAGAGAGUGAGGGUGGUGGACGCCCUCAGUACGGUGCCCCAGAUGUACUGCUUGGCAGUGGUGGAAGUUGUGAGGAGAAAAAUGUUUAUGCGACACUACAGAGAGUGGGCCAAUGCUCUUGUUAAGGACGGGAAGCGACUGUAUGAGGCAGAAAAGUUCAAAAGGGAAUCCUUUGGAAAACUCUUCAGGAAGUCUUUUCUCCGAAAUCGAUUGUUUAGAGGACUUGAGUCUUGGCCUCCAACUUCAUUUUGUACGCGGAAACCCAGAAAGUUUGAUGAUGAACUUCCAGAUAUCUCACUUGAUGACCUGCAGUACUUGAAAUCGUGUUGUCCUGUUGAGGUGCAGCCUUUCCUAAUGAUUCCCGCCAUGUGUGACUUUGAGCCCCUAAAUCGCCAUGUAGAGACACUUCAUAAGCUGGUCCGAGCCGCACAGAGCGUGGACGAAAUGUCUCAAACUAUCACAGACCUGCUGAGUGAACAAAGAACAUCCUAUAGUCAGAGCGCCCAAAGAUCAACGGCACAAACUCCGCAGUCUGAGGGCAAGAAUGGGACCACCACGCCGGUGCUCUCCAAAAUGCCUCUCUGUCUUAGCCUUCAGGGAUCCAGCUGUCAGCCCCUGCUUGUACCCGUCCCAGCUCCUUUAGAGGAUCUGUCCCCAGACAGCAUCGAUGCACAAACAUUUGACUUCGAAACCAUCGGCCACCCGAACAUGGACCCUGUCCUGCAGCAGGGAUCCCUGGACUUGGAUUCUCUCGCCGAAAGCCCCGAAUCUGACUUCAUGUCUGCUGUCAACGAGUUUGUGAUCGAGGAGAACCUGACCUCCCCGAACCCCAUCAGUGACCCCACUAGCCCCGAAAUGAUGGUGGAGUCGCUCUACUCCUCAGUCAUUAACGCCAUCGACAACAAGCGGAUGCAGGACACCACAACGCUGGAGAAGGAAAACUCAAGGAUUGCCGACCUCAAGGAAGUUCUGGAGAAAUACAGAUGUGCUGCAGAAGAGUCCCACUCCAACCUAAGGAGAGUGAAGGCUGACCUCUAUUACUUAAGAGGUUUUGUCUUGAAGGAACAGCAGGACUUUGGGUUAGCUCUGCGCAGCAUAACCAUGGAAGUGCGCAGUACUGUGAACAAAAUCUACCAGUGUCACAAAAUGGAGUUGAACGAGCAGCAUGAAGGAGAGCUUCUCAGCGCUCGGCAGGAGCUGGAGAAGCAGGUUCAGGCGUUGACGGAAGAAAAUCAAGUAAACCAGAAUAUUGUCAGAGAUGUCCAACGAGCGAUGCUAGAGCUGGAGGGGCUCAUGGAGCGCAAAGAGAAAGAACUUACCCAGCUGGAGAAUGAGAAAGAGCGAUGGGUGGAAAAAGAGAGAAACUUUGCUGAAAAGAUAAAAAAUCUUGAGCAGAUCAACUGUGAUCAAACAGAAGAAAUCAAGGCGCUCCAAACUUCAAAAGACUCUUUGAGCAGUCAGCUUGAAAACCUACAUUUUGAGAUCGAACGCAGUCAGCAGAAGAUCCGACAGGAGCUCGAGGUGGUUUCUCAGUGCCAUUUAAAGGAGUUGGAGGAAAAACUGAAGCAGGAACACCAAAAGGAUCUGGAUAGUCUGAAUAAGAACAACAAGGAGGCUCUGGAACAUCUUGCUGUUGAAAAUAGUACAAAGCUAACCAAGGCAGCAGAUCACCACGAUACCGCUAUUAAAGAGAAGGAUGUUCACAUUAAAGAAAUGGAAGCUCGGCUUACGGAGCUCACAGAACUCCGCUGUAGACUAGAGGUAGACCUGGCCCUCAAAGAGUCCGAGAUGGAGGAGGUGAGAAUCUUAUUUGAAGAAGCUAAGAUGCAGCAGGCGGAAGCUGUAAAGACCCAAGUGGAGGCAGACACCAAAGUCCUUAAAGAUGAGCUGAUGGAUCUCAAGAGGCAGCUUCAAGCUAAGAACGAGGAGUAUGAAGUGGAUCUGGCAGAGCUGAGGACUCUCAUGAGGAUCGAAAAGGACCACUGCAUCUCGGAGCUGGUGGACCGGCAAGAGGAGCAGACGAUCCUGUUGCACGGCAAAAUCUCCGCCCUGCAGCAGCACUCCCAGGAUGUGGAGAGAAACCACGCGGAGCAGCAGCAGAGGCUUAGAGAAGAGUUGGAUCAGCAGCGGGCGGCUCUGGCUGAAGACGAAGAAAAGCAGUUUAGGAGUUUCCAGGAUCGGGAGCAGCAGUUGAGGACAGUUAUCAACAAUUUGCAGGCAGAACAUGAUCUGCUCUCUAAAAACCUAGAGCAGGAAAGACGUGCAGCUCAGGAGCAGGAAGCCUCGAACGUCGUAGCAGCAAAUGCUUUUAAGGAGUUAGAGCAGCAGAAGGAGGAGAUGGAGAGAAGACUUUUAGAAAAGAUUAGGCAACUUGAGAAUGAGCUUCAUGAGAAACAGUCAAGUAAAAGCGAUGAAGGCUUGUCGCUGCAUGCUGAGGGCCAUGCAGAUGCUGGAGCACCUCUGUCCCUAGACUCAGCCUUACAGGAGCGCCUGCAGCAGGAGAGGGCCUCUCUGCAGGCCCAGAUUGAGCUCUUGGAGAAGAAGAAGAAUGAAGAGAUACAGAACCUCAAAACAUCACUGAUUGCAGAGCAGCAGACGAACUUCAACACUGUUCUAACAAGAGAGAAGUUGAAGAAAGAGCAGAUUAUCAACGACCUUUCGGAGAAGUUACAAAAAGUUACCCAGCAGCAGGAAAAAGACAAAGGUCUGAUAGAAACGCUGUCUGAGGACCGAGCGAGUGUGAUGCAGGAGAAAAAGCAAUUGGAGGAAGAGCUGAACCGUCUGCGCAACUCUGCUCUGGUCUCCUCAGCCUUCUUCCCCUCGAACUCGGCUCAAGAUCUCUCAGAAGCUGGAGCAGCAGCGAGGGCUCUGCCUGUUACGGGGGCUUGCUCUCCUGAGACCUCGGCUGAAACGGACCGACUGGCCUCCGUAACGGCCUUCAGAGAUGACGAGCACGUCGAGUCAGCUGUGGAAGCCAGCAUGGUGGCUUCUGAUGACACCGUGAUGUCAGAAGAGAAACAGCGGAUAAUGUUACUUGAGAGGACUUUGCACAUGAAGGAAGAAGAAAACAAGCGCCUCAGCCAGCGACUGAUGUCUCAAAGCAUGUCCUCCGUGUCAUCACGGCAUUCAGACAAAAUUGCCAUCAGAGAUUUCCAGGUCGGCGAUUUGGUUCUAAUCAUCCUGGAUGAAAGGCAUGACAACUACGUGCUGUUCACAGUUGGUCCCACCCUCUACUUCCUGCACUCAGAGUCUCUCACUGCACUGGACCUUAAACCAGCAUCAGGGACCUCAAGACGGCCAUGGGUGCUUGGAAAAGUGAUGGAGAAGGAAUAUUGUCAGGCAAAGAAGGCCCAGAACAGAUUCAAAGUUCCUUUAGGAACCAAGUUCUACAGAGUGAAAGCUGUUCCAUGGAAUAGAAAAGUCUAAUAGCCAAGUAACGAGCUAAAAUGUAUAUUUAUUUUAAUUUUUGAACGAAAACAUCAUAAUUGAUAACAUUAACAGCAAAAGACAAAUUGAAGAUCGUCUUGCAACAUAAUUUUUUGUGUUUCAGUUUAAAUAUCUGAAACAUAUGCUAUCAUGUUUUUUUUUUUUUUUUUUUCUUAUUAUUAUUUUAAAUCCAGAUUUUAUUUUAUCGUGGACCAAAUGCUAUUAACCUAAUUAGGGCAUUGCCUUGUACACUGUGGCAUUAUGCCCUCUGACUUGUGUGUGAAAUUGAACAAAAUUUGGAUGUUAAAUAUUAGUUCUCAUUCUCUGCAUUUGUCCGCUUGUGGAAAAUACUGUCAUUAUCAACAUAAUUAAAUAAAAAAUAUACAUUUAUAAUUAAUGUUAAUGGAGGAAUGUUCAUAGCAUGCAUGUUGAAAUAUUUUCUUUGAUUUACCUAACAGAUAAAUGUCGUAGUUGGAAAUGUAGUUAAUGCUGUAUGUUACUCACAAUCAGUAUGGCGCUCUGUCAUUACUGACAUGUACAUUAUGACUGCGUGACUGACUGAAGGAAGCAGUCAUCUUUGCAAUCCUUGAAAUGCACUUUGAAAAACAAUGCUUUUGUUAAUUUGAAAAGGGAAGUUAAUUGAGCUGUCAGAACUAAGUAAAUAUAUCAGCACAAACUUCUCAUUAUCAUAGAAUAUGGAUAUGUAGAGAGGAAAACAUUGUGACUGUGUUUCAUUAUCGGGAGACAUUGUAUAUUACCCAUAAAAUCACAUGUAACAAUAACUGACUGUAUUGUAAAGGAUAGAGUUUUGAAACAAUAAAGGAUUGAUCCCUAAAAUA